This is a messenger RNA of Synchiropus splendidus (mandarinfish), 1518 nucleotides long. RefSeq names its product ADP-ribosylhydrolase ARH1-like. The record is from RefSeq and is a predicted model, not a curated record. Lineage: Eukaryota; Metazoa; Chordata; Actinopteri; Syngnathiformes; Callionymidae. The transcript is spliced from 8 exons. The coding region runs from base 161 to 1228 and encodes 355 amino acids.
UCCGACUUCCCCGCAGCCGCCCUGACCUGCGUGGUUGAAGGCGCUAGCCGACCUGGAACGACGCAGACGGCCGCUGGUUUAUAACGCAUCUGUAUUCCCGCGAAUAAGGGAACCGUCGGGACAAACACCGAUUAGCUGAAUUCCCGAGAGACUCGCUGCCAUGGAUUGCAUGGCCUCACUGGACCACUACAAGGCCGGGAUGGUUCUGAGCGGGGUGGGCGAUGCUCUGGGCUUCAGGAACGAGAUGUGGGAGUUCAAUAAAUCUGGACCUGCCAUUCACAAGGAGCUGCAGCAGCUGGGAGGUCUGAAGAACAUCAAGGUCAAACUUCCUGACUGGCCAGUGAGCGAUGACACUGUUCUGCAUCUGGCCACAGCAGAAGGACUGGCCACAGGAAAGGCUGGUGAAGAUUUGCUGCAUGAAGUGGCGGCUCGCUACAUGGAAGCAAUGAAGGACAUGGAGGGCAGGGCACCAGGACGCGCAUGUUCCCUCGGAAUCUCUCGGCUGAGACCUGGAGAGGAGGGAGGCUUCAGAGUUCCCUACAACCCUCGAGGCACAGGCUGUGGAGCAGCAAUGAGGUCAAUGUGCAUCGGCCUGAGGUAUCCAAAGCCUGACCAGCUGUCCACGCUAGUGGAGGUUGCCGUGGAGACGGGCAGGAUGACACACCCUCACCCGACUGGGUUCCUCGGUGCAGUAGCCGCAGCACUUUUCGCUGCGUACGCGGUGCAGCGUCGGCCGAUGACCACCUGGGGCCUGGGCCUGAUCAACGAGGCGUGUCCGAUAGCAAGGAGCUUCGUUCAGGGUCGAGGCUUCGCUGUAGAGGAGACAGAGAGAGACUGGAACUUCUUCUGUGACAAGUGGCAGUGGUACCUGGAUUCCAGAGGCAUCUCUAAUGGAGUGGGCCCAGUGUCAUGGCCAGAGUCCUACGGUCCAGCAGAGAGAGACAUGGUCUACAGUACCUACAGUCUGUUCGGCUGGGCAGGAGACAGUGGCCAUGACGCUCCCAUGAUCGCUCUGGAUGCUCUGCUGGGGGCUGGAUCAGACUGGGAGGAGCUGAUGAGCCGAGCUGCUUUCCAUGGAGGUGACAGUGACAGCACUGCUGUGAUCGCCGCCUGCUGCUGGGGGCUUCUCUAUGGCACAAAGGGCGUACCUAAAGGAAACUUCUCCAGUGUGGAGUACCGGGAGAGACUGGAGCGCUGUGCGGAGCAGCUGUAUGUCCUGUCACACUGACUGGCCUCACAGGGGCCAAACAAGGCCACACGCUCAGAGCCAGUGACGUGUUUGUUUGAUGCCUCAGUAGAACAUCGAUCCUGAGUGGUGAUGUCAGAGUACCUUCUGACCCCAGAGGUUAUGGCUCUAGUGACUAAGCAGCAGCAUAACACGGCAGUCUAAAACUUAACUCCUAAAAAGAUUCAACUCCAAUCUGCACGUGCGGCAAAUGUUAAAAUCGUACAAGUGCACUUGUAGACGCAAUGUUGGUAAUAAAAACGGAUAACAUAAAUAAAAAAUAUUUUUGGUCA